AUGGUAUAUUCAACUGAAGCAGCCAAGUGGAAAGCUUACCAAUUCAGUGAUCCUUUUGCAGCGGGAUCGUUUUACGUAUGCAACAAAGUUGAUAAAGUUUUUUGUCGUCCCGAUUGUGAUGCUAGACCUAUAACAAAUUUAAAGUCAGAAGUGAAAUUUAUGACACAUCCAUCUGACUGUAUGACUUAUGGCUAUACUCCAUGUGAAUACUGUGAACCAUUAAGCAUUCCAGCUAUUGAUGUGAAUCUUUUAGUAGAAUGUGUCGCCACUAUUAACAAUCAAAUAGGGUUUUUACCUCCAUUAUUGGAUGAUAAUGAGGAAAAUAAUAAUUUAAAAAUCAAAGCUAAUAUUUUAGAAUCCAAGAAGGUGAACGAGGUGAACAUUUUGAAUACAAUUAACAAUGCUGGUGGGAUAACUGGAGGGUUGAGAAAACUGUCUGCUCCUGUCUUUGGCUAUGAUGGUAAAUUUAAUAAAGAUUUCGAACAUACAUCAUUGUCUAAAAAUGACUCUGACCAUUAUAGAUUAGUUGAUUUAGCUUGCAGACAUCUAGCAUUGGCCGCUGCUGUUUCUAUCUUUCAUCCAAAUAUGCUCAAACGUCCAAAUUCACCUGAGAGUGGUAGUCCAACCGAUGAGUCUAAUAGCGGAGCUUCUAACCCAAAGAAGAGAAGAAGGAGAGGAGGUGUGCUUGGUUUUAAAGAGUUGGCUGCUAAGUCAAAGCUUUCAGCAUGGCAUUUCCAUAGGGUAUUUAAGUCUGUAACCGGGCUUACUCCAAAAUCUUAUGGUGACAAAUGUUGGGAAUUUAUUAAGAAAUAUAAAGAAGAUCAUCCAAAUGUCAUGAAUUCGAGUGAUUCACCUUCAUCGACAUCAUCUUUAAAUUCACUGAUCAAAACAACAGCUACUUCUGUAGGUGGAACACCUUAUUACCAAAAGAGAAAAUCUAUCACUUCUUCUCCUGGAUUAAGCUUCCUGGCUCAUAAGAAAAUCAAAUUGGAAGAUAAUCAUACUUCAAGCAAUAUUAACAAUAAUCUUUAUCCUAUCGACAACUUCUCCAUUUCCGGACCAACACAGGCUAGUAGCACUGCUAUGUUCUCUUUUCCAACCAAUGGUACAUUGAGUUCCAUAUCUACUACUCCCGUUGUAGGGUCUACUAUUAUUUCUGAAGAAUUGGCUAAAGUGGAUAGUGACAACUAUCAAGUAAAUGGCCAUUACAACAAUCAACUUUAUUCUUCAGCACCUGACUUGACAAGAUUGCAAAGUUUUCAACAACCAGCAUCUUUAUUCCCUCAAUCUAAAGAAAGCGAUCUGUGCAUGAUGAAUAAUUUGAAUUCAAAUCCAAACCCGAAUCCGAAAAUUUACGCUAAUAGUGUGAAAGGAAAUCUUGAUUAUAGUGACAUUUCUCCUAUUUCGAAUGCAGUCAGUAACAGCAACAUGAAUUACCAAAAUUCAAACAGAAACAUGACAACUCCUUACAAUUUUAACAUUCCAGCAGUUAGUCCAAUGGGUCUUGAUAUACUGGAAAAUAUUAAUAAUUACAAUGAUGUAUUUAACUACACUUUACCAGGUGUUCCAGGUAAUUUAGCAACACUUGGUUUACCAUUAGAAGAGAAUCAUACAGUUUCGCAUUUUGGAAACUCGUUAACCCCAAAUGUUGAAGGAGUUCCAGUUAUAGAUAGUACAUAUGUUGGUGGCGGUUCGUAUACAUUCAGUUUCGAUCAAGGAAAAUGGACUCCAUGA
Molecule: messenger RNA, 1734 nt
Organism: Scheffersomyces amazonensis
Lineage: Eukaryota; Fungi; Ascomycota; Pichiomycetes; Serinales; Debaryomycetaceae
Gene: ADAEC
Product: Adaecp
Exons: 1
Coding region: 1-1734 (577 amino acids)
Biological process (GO): DNA repair; regulation of DNA-templated transcription
Molecular function (GO): methyltransferase activity; zinc ion binding; DNA binding
Source: RefSeq, a predicted model, not a curated record